Molecule: messenger RNA, 3076 nt
Organism: Cornus florida
Lineage: Eukaryota; Viridiplantae; Streptophyta; Magnoliopsida; Cornales; Cornaceae
Exons: 4
Coding region: 580-2772 (730 amino acids)
Molecular function (GO): protein dimerization activity
Source: RefSeq, a predicted model, not a curated record
AAAAAAAAAAAACAAAAAAAACUUUUGUUUUAUUAUACUAGAAUUCUUAUUAUUUUUUGGUUAGAGAUAAUUAUUUUAUUUUUACCUAUUUAUUUAUCUUUCGUUUUUAAUGAAGGUGCAAGAAACCGCCAUUACAUAAACCCUGUAAAAUAACACUCCCCCUUCGAAGAAGUCAUUUGCCCCUCUGCUGGCAAAGCCCUCUCUCUUCACACACACACAUCUCUAUAAACAAUUCAUUUCGUCCCCGUCACUGUAUAGUGAGUAAAGACGCAUCAAAGGCAUCCGUACGGAGAAAUCGAACAUGGUUGCAGUUCCAUUCAGUGAACAGGAUAUGGUGCUGUGGUUGGCUCUUCCUUAUGAAGCAGUAGCCAGUAGAGUUGAUUUAUUUGCUUUAUCUAUGAUCAGAGAGAUCUAGGAUAUUCCACAGAUCAGGAUUUAUGUGAACGAAUUUGCAUGCAUGCAUAGAAUUCUCAGCUAGCAAAUGCAAGGUUUCAGGCUGCUGCAGCAAUCUGAGAUGCAGCUAUCAGAGAACGGGUGUUCCUUACAGCUGAUGACAAGAGAAGCUUGAUUAGGAUUACAAUGAAUGAAGUUGAUGGAGCAGAGGGCUUGGAUUCUAUUUCCAUGGACAAUUCAGUUGGUGAAGAGCACCAAUCAUUGGAUGACAUAACUUCUACCCCAUUAAGAAGGUAUGUAACAAUGGUUGGAACUAAAAAGGAUAAUAAAUGGAUAUGCAAUUUUGGUUGUAAAUCUGAACCUUAUACUGGCACUUAUUCUCGUGUUCGAGCCCAUUUAAUUGGAUUGUUUCCUGGACAAAAAAAACAAGGAGUUGCAAUUUGUUCUAAAGUGAAAAAAGAUGAGAGGGAAAAAAUGAAAAAGGAAGAACUUGCAGCUAAAAGUCUUUAUGGAAGUAAUUCACGCAAGCCUCCUCUUUCUAGUUUACCAAUUGUUCCACCUUCUUCCACUGCCAAUUCAGUAGGGGAACUUGGCACACAAAAUAUUGGUAACUUGUUCAAAUUAUCCUCUAGAGAUGAAACAGAUAGUAUAGUUGCAAGGUAUUAUUAUAGUUGUGGAAUUUCUUUUAAUGUAGCAAGAUCCCCUCUUUGGACGGAUGCAGUGAGAGCCAUUAAUAAUGCUCCAAGAGGAUACAGAGCACCAAGUUCUGAGAAAAUAAGAACCAUAUUGCUUGAUAAAGAGAGGACUAAAAUUGAUAAUGCAUUGAUGCCCAUCAAACAAAACUGGCCUAAGUAUGGGGUUUCAAUUGUAUCUGAUGGUUGGUCUAAUUGUAAAAAUCAACCGCUUAUUAAUGUGUUGGCUGUCUCAAGAGGUAGGCCUGUAUUUGUUACUGCAGUUGAUUGCUCUGGGGAUGAAAAAACUGCACAAUAUAUUUCUGAGAUUUUGCUCAAGGUUAUUGAAACAGUGGGAACAUAUAGUGUUGUGCAAAUCUUAACUGAUAAUGCAUCUACUUGCAAGGUUGCUGGAGAUAUAAUUCAAGCAAGGCAUUCUCAUAUUCUUUGGUCUGGUUGUAUGGCUCACACAUUAAGUCUUCUCAUGAAAGAUAUUGCAAACUCAACAAACCCGUUAUUAACUUUGGUUGGUACUUGUUAUGCCAAGGCAAAAGGGGUGGUGAAUUAUAUAAAAAAUCAUAGUUUUGCUCUGUACAUUUUCAGGACUUUUUCUGCUUUAGAAGUAAUUCAAGUGAAGAAAACAAGAUUUGGUCAUCAUUUUGUUGUGCUAGAUCGUCUUUUUCGGGUGAAAAAUGCUUUGAUAAGUGCAGUUUUAUCUGAAGAGUGGGAAGCACUUAAGAAAGGAACCUCAAGGUCAAAGCUAGAACAUGAUCAGAUUAAAAAAAUUGUGCUAGAUGAUGAGUUUUGGAAAGAUCUAAAAUUUGUUUUGUCAUUCACAAAACCAAUUUGGAACAUGAUUCGUUUUUGUGACUCUGAUAGAGCAGUUGUUGGAGAGGUUUACCAAAGAAUGGAGGAUAUGCUGGGACAUAUUGAAGCGGCAUUAUCUAACAAAUUUGAGAUGUGUACAGAAGUGAAAGCUCUAGUUAUCGCACGAUGGGCAAGGAUGAAUCUUCCUUUACAUACACUUGCUUAUGUGCUUACUCCUUUUUAUUAUUCUAACUCUUGGUUGACAAGUGUAGGUCCAAAUGGAAAGGAAAGGAUGAAGCCUCAUGCUAAUUUAUUUGUGCAAGGUUCCUAUUUGAAUGUUGUUGAUAGACUUGUGAGAGAUCCUCGAGAUGCACCUUUAAUUCGGCAACAACUUAGUGAUUUCACAAGUGAUGAAGGUGUUUUUGCUCGACCUCAAUCAAUUGAAGAUAGAAAAAUGAUGAGUGCAGUAGCUUGGUGGAACUUAUAUGGUGUUGCAGCUCCCGAACUUUAUGCUUUAGCAAUUAAGGUGUUAUCUCAAACUGUAAACACAUCUUGUGCAGAGAGAGUAUGGAGUACUUAUGGGUAUAUCCAUAGUGUCAAAAGAAAUAAAUUGAAUGCUGAUCGUGCUGAGUCAUUAGUUUAUGUUCAUUACAACAACAGAUUGUUGACAAGGUAUAGAGAAGACUAUGAGAAAUCUUACACGAACUGGGAUGAUUUUGCUUAUGAAGAUGAUUUGGAUAAUGAUUUAGAAAGUAUCGAUAAAAGGGAGCAGGCUACACUUUAUGCUGAUGAGAUUGAGGCUUCAAGUUCUUCUUUAGAUAAUGCAACAUCUAGUACUUCUUUGCCAUCCACUCAAGGGGCUAACAUGUCUCAAACAAGCCGUAGAGAGGAAAUUUCCUGAGGCAAGAGGCCACGGAUCAACUAGAUUGCAGUAAAAUAGUCUCUAACAUUUUGUUUUUGUAGUCUCAUUUUGGUUUUGGGUUUGGAAGUUUGAAUAUUUCAUGUCUGUUUUAAAGUUUAGCAAUAGAAUUUGCAAACUGAAGUAUUGUUGUCUUUUUCUUUUGCUUUUGAUCAUUGCUAUUUCCGAGACAAUGAUUGUCAUCUUGAGAGCUUAAAGCAGGUUAAAUGUAUAAAAGACAAUGCUUUUGAACAUUGCUUUUUCUGUUAUGCCCUAUUCACUGUUAUGUUUUUGUUUUUAUAAAGCA